Messenger RNA from Haliotis rubra (blacklip abalone), 2032 nucleotides. Its product is annotated as U4/U6.U5 tri-snRNP-associated protein 2-like. Gene Ontology annotation, biological process: protein deubiquitination; mRNA processing; spliceosomal complex assembly. The record is from RefSeq and is a predicted model, not a curated record. Bases 18 to 1601 code for a protein of 527 amino acids. The transcript has 14 exons. Gene Ontology annotation, molecular function: zinc ion binding; cysteine-type deubiquitinase activity. NCBI's taxonomy places the organism in Eukaryota, Metazoa, Mollusca, Gastropoda, Lepetellida, Haliotidae.
UAUCACACCGGGUGAAAAUGGCGGAGGUUUCGAUAAAGCGACGAUCUGUAAAGUCUUCCAAAGCGAAGAAACGAGUCGUCGAAGUAGAUGAUGAUGAUGACAUUGUCCCAGUGAAGGAGCCAAAAAUUGAUAAAAGUAGAUCUUGUCCCUAUUUGGAUACCAUCAACAGAUCAUUGUUGGACUUUGAUUUUGAGAAGUUAUGUUCUGUGUCCUUGUCCCACAUCAACGUCUAUGCCUGUCUGGUCUGUGGCAAGUACUUCCAAGGCCGUGGACCCAACACUCAUGCCUACAUCCACAGUGUGUUUGAAGGCCACCAUGUCUUCCUCAACCUUCAGACGCAGAAGUUCUACUGUCUCCCUGACAACUACGAGAUUAUCGACUCAUCACUUGAAGAUAUUAUCUAUGUCCUGAACCCAACAUUCACGGAUCUCAAUAUCAAGAGACUUGACAAGAACCCCAAGAUGUCCAGGGCCUAUGAUGGCACUACAUACUUACCAGGUAUUGUUGGUCUGAACAACAUCAAAGCCAAUGAUUACUGCAAUGUGGUGCUGCAGGCCUUGUCUCAUGUGGUUCCGCUGAGAAACUACUUCCUCCAGGAGGCCAGCUACAAGAAAAUCAAGCGUCCCCCUGGAGACCAGGCAUUUCUGCUUGUACAGAGGUUUGGGGAGUUGCUACGGAAACUGUGGAACCCCCGAAACUUCAAGGCCCAUGUCAGCCCCCAUGAGAUGCUUCAGGCUGUGGUGUUGUGUAGUAAGAAGCGCUUCCAGAUCACAGAACAAGGUGACCCUGUUGACUUCUUGUCCUGGCUGCUGAAUGCUCUGCACACUGCAAUGAACGGAACCCGGAAGUUGAACAGCAGCAUCAUCAACAAGACAUUUCGGGGCAAGAUGAGAGUCUACUCCAGGAAGAUGCCACCAAUUGACAUGAAAGAAGAGGAAAAGGAGGCGCUGAUGCUCACAGAGGAUUAUAUGGAGACGAUGGAAGAAUUGCCCUGGCUGUACCUGACCUGUGACCUGCCAUCACCGCCGCUGUAUCCAGAUGAGUUGAAGGAGAACAUCAUCCCUCAAGUACCGUUUGCUACCAUCCUGUCCAAGUUCAAUGGCGUGUCGGAGAAAGAGUACAAGACCCACAAAGACAGCACCAUGAAAAGAUUUGAGCUGACCAGGCUGCCCCCAUAUAUCAUCAUAUACAUCAAGAGAUUUACAAAGAAUUAUUUUGUACGAGAAAAGAAUCCCACUAUUGUGAAUUUUCCUAUCAAGAACAUAGACUUUGGAGACAUGCUGUCAACUGAGGUGAGAGCCCAGCACAAGUACACAUCGUAUGAUCUAGUAGCCAACGUUGUCCAUGACGGAGAGCCCGGGGCGGGCAAGGGCACAUACAGGGGACACAUACUUCACAAGGGUUCUGGGAAGUGGUACGAGCUCCAGGAUCUCCAUGUGGCAGACAUCCUUCCUCAGAUGAUCACGUUGUCGGAGAGUUACAUCCAGAUUUUCGAGGUUCGUCGAGACAUCUUGAACCCUUUCUACAGUGAUGGGACUAAACAGGAGAACAUGGAAACAGAGACAUCUGGUGCUACAAAGGAAAAACCAAAUGAAUCAUGAUGAAUGCUUAGUUCUUUAAGAGUGGACAGUUUUGUAUGACAUGGCAGUAUUUGUACUGGUUUGAAAAUGCAUGUGAAGACUUGAAAACAAGGAGAGGCUGCAACUAGAAUAUGAUAGCAUUGCUGACAGUAUUGAUCAGAUUGUUGACAAGAUUCACAAUAUUGCCUUUUUGAGCAGACAAGUCAUUUCAUGGAUAAAAUACUACUUGAAAGUAAUGUUAAAACGUAGAUGUCUCUUUCAUUCAUGAAAGUGUGUUUAGAUGAAAAUGUCUGUUCAUGAGGAAUGUGAAUUGGACUUCAUUGUAGCAGACUGUUGCUAUAUUGUACCUUGUUAUAGUUGCAGAUAUGUUGCUGAAUGUGGACAUAUAAUGUUGGCCUGACAAGGGAAGUGUCAUUGUAAGAUAAUCUUUUAAUACAAGUUUAUCCAACUUG